Molecule: messenger RNA, 2844 nt
Organism: Didymella exigua CBS 183.55
Lineage: Eukaryota; Fungi; Ascomycota; Dothideomycetes; Pleosporales; Didymellaceae
Product: glycoside hydrolase family 3 protein
Exons: 3
Coding region: 445-2745 (766 amino acids)
Biological process (GO): glucan catabolic process
Molecular function (GO): beta-glucosidase activity
Source: RefSeq, a predicted model, not a curated record
GCCAAGCUGAGAAGUCUGUACCAGCUAAGCUUUGCAAAGCAAUGUUACGGCCUACUGAGGCCUGCCUCCGAGCCAUCUGCGCAAGCAACGACGGUGAGCCGGUGACGGCUGACAGGGUUCCUGGAUUGACGUCAAGUUAACUGCAACUGACGAUUCGGAACAAUUGCCGACAUGCAAUGCUCUGGAGAUGGCGCCUGGGCAAGCAGCUUUCGUGCAGUGUUCGAUGCAACAUCCAUCCACUUCCCCUCUCCGCUAAGCCAGGGCGCGGGGUGAACUACGGCAAAGAUGCGGACCAGCUCGUUACGGGGCGCAUGCAUCGUGCAUCUGUGGGCACGGCAUGAUGUUAUCGGGGCAACUGUUCGAGUGUAUAAAGUCUUCACUUUUGACGGGUCUCACGUUGUCAACCACAGCCCCACGAGACCUUAACAGGCUUCAAACAGCAUAAUGAAGUCCUCUGACCUAAUUGCUUUGAGCAUUGCGCUCUACUCCGGCUCGGCCCUUGCGCAGAGCUACACCAAUCAGUCUGAGGUGCCGCUCUACGGCCAGAGUCCUCCUGUCUACCCUAGUCCGUGCGGUAAUGGCCUAAGCUCCUCGUCCUGGGCGGAUGCAUACGCUCGAGCGAGAGAGUUAGUUGCGAGGAUGACUCCCGAGGAACAAUCGAAUCUUACUCACGGCGUGAAAGGGCCUUGUGUUGGGCAGACAGGCGCAGUUCCACGUCUCAACAUUCCGGAAUUGUGCUUUGCGGACGCACCAGCCGGCGUACGCGGACAAGAAUUUGUCUCUUCGUUCCCUUCUGGUAUACACCUUGGUGCUACUUUUGACCGCAAUUUGAUGUUACUCUACGGCCAUGCACUCGGUCGUGAAUACCGCGGAAAGGGCAUCCACGUGGCACUUGGACCUUUCCUUGGUCCGAUUGGGCGGGUCGCUAGAGGUGGGCGAAACUGGGAGGGCUUGGGAGCGGACCCCUACCUGGCUGGAAUCGGUGGAGGUCUCAUCACAAGAGGCACACAAGCGGAGGGGGUUAUUGCGACGCCAAAGCAUUGGUUGCAUCAAGAGCAGGAGUACAGGCGCAUGCCUGGAUCUGAGGGUGAAGCUGUGUCAUCAAACGUUGAUGACCGGACGACCCAUGAAUUGUAUGCAUGGCCUUUCAUGGAUUCGUUAAGAGAGGGUGCAGCAUCUCUUAUGUGCUCAUACCAGCGAACGAAUAACAGCUACGGUUGCCAGAACAGCAAACUUCUUAAUGGCAUCCUCAAGACCGAACUCGGCUUCGAGGGUUUCGUGGUUUCCGACUGGGAUGCACAGCACUCUGGCGUGGGAUCCACCAACGCAGGUCUUGAUGUUGUUAUGCCAGUAGCGAAGUUCUGGGGUAACAACCUGACUGAAGCUGUGGCAAACGGUUCGGUGUCAACCGGCAGGCUUGAUGACAUGAACACACGGUUGCUUGCGGCUUUCUUCUACCUGAAGCAAGAUCAAGGGUUUCCCGAGAACGCAGUCUACCCGUACAACGCCAUCCAUCCAAUUGUCGACGUACGUGAAGAUCAUGCCUCCCUGAUCAGGGAGAUAGGCGCUGCUGGCACCAUCCUCGUCAAAAACGUCAACAACACAUUGCCUCUCCGCAAUCCCCGGUUCUUGAACAUCUACGGGUACGAUGCCGAGGUCAAGAGCCAGCCAUGGAACAACCCAUCUCGUUUCGGUGGCGGAUACGAGGAGAACUUUGGAUGGAACACUCUCAAUGGCACAUUGAUUACCGCGGGUGGUUCGGGGUCAAGCACGCCACCCUACGUGGUCAGUCCCUUCAAAGCAAUUCAGGACCGUAUUAUUGCAGCACGUGGUACUCUCCGUUGGGACUUCUUUGGCGUGAACCCGACGGUGUAUGCCAACGCUGAAGCCUGCCUCGUAUUCAUCAACGCCUACGCAUCCGAGUCCUUUGACCGCACAAGCCUCACUGAUGACUUCAGCGACCAGCUAGUCAACAACGUUGCAAAAAAUUGCAGCAACACCAUCGUCGUUCUUCACAGCGCUGGCAUCCGUGUCGUGGAUUCGUGGGCCGACCAUCCCAAUGUGACUGCAAUCGUCUUUGCAGGUGUGCCCGGACAGGAAAGUGGCAACGCACUUGUUGAUGUCCUUUACGGUGACGUGAACCCCUCCGGCCGUUUGCCGUAUACUGUAGCACAUAACGAAACGGAUUACGGACAUCUUCUCAACUCCACCGUCGACCCUACGCAUCCCGCUUUCUUGCAGAGCAACUUUACUGAGGGGCUAUACAUCGAUUACCGCGCAUUCGACCUGAAGAAUAUCACUCCGAGAUACGAGUUCGGGUAUGGUCUCUCAUACACAACGUUUGAGCACACCGAUCUUAGUGUCGAAGUCGCGACCAACGCUUCUCUCUCAAACUUCCCUUCGGAUUCUGUUCCAAUUGUCCAGGGCGGCCAUCCAGAGCUCUGGCAGGUACUCUACCGUGCACAUGUUAAUGUCACCAACACGGGUGGUGUUGCAGGACACGAGGUUGUACAGUUAUAUAUUGGCGUGCCAAAUGCGCCUGAGCGACAGUUGAGAGGCUUUGAGCGUGUCGGCAUCCUUCAACCUGGCGAGAGUCAAGAGGUUCAAUUUGCGCUAGACCGACGCGAUCUGAGUAUAUGGAACGUUGUGGCGCAGAAGUGGGAGCUGCAGAAGGGAGCCUACAAGGUCUGGGUUGGAGCGAGCAGCAGAGAUAUCAGGGCUGAAAGCGAGAUCGUUGUGCAGUAGAGAAUUGAUGUGAGAGUCGGUAUCGUUGCCCUGCAGUUACUAGCACGCCAUGGUCUACCCCUGGUGCCACAGUGGAAGUCCCUCGAAAUUGAUGUCUGC